AUGAUUGAUGCCACAAAGGAAUCACGCCCUUUGGCGGAGGAAGAAAGGGGCAAGGACAACAUCUUACUAGCAAAAUUGACUUCAAUUCUCAAUCAGGAAGAGAUUUACUGGAAACAGAAGGCUGGAGUAACUUGGCUUAAAGAGGAUGAUGGAAACACCAGCUAUUUUCACUCCGUCACGAAUGGUCACAGAAAUAGGAAUUUCAUUCCUUGGGUUUGGCACGAUAAUCAGAGAGUAGGCGAUAUUGGGAGGAUUAGUGACAUCUUCACCUCCUUUUAUAAAGAUCUCUAUGGUUCCACCAAAGAACAUCGAUUCCAGAUUAACUGGUCUAACCUCCUUGGUACAAAAGAACAAUGUGACCUGACAGCAUUAGACAUCCCGUUCACUCAUGAAGAAAUCAGAGAAGUGGUUUUCGGCAUGAGUGUUGAUAAAGCCCCGGGACCGAAUGGCUUGCCAAUUCUUUUCUUUCAAAAGUUCUGGGAAAUCAUCAAGCUUGACAUUUUUAAGCUUUGUGAUGACUUUUACUGGGGGAAAAGAUAA
Messenger RNA from Dioscorea cayenensis subsp. rotundata (Guinea yam), 540 nucleotides. RefSeq lists its product as uncharacterized. NCBI's taxonomy places the organism in Eukaryota, Viridiplantae, Streptophyta, Magnoliopsida, Dioscoreales, Dioscoreaceae. The record is from RefSeq and is a predicted model, not a curated record. The transcript has a single exon. The coding region runs from base 1 to 540 and encodes 179 amino acids.